Messenger RNA from Aspergillus aculeatinus CBS 121060, 863 nucleotides. RefSeq lists its product as uncharacterized. Lineage: Eukaryota; Fungi; Ascomycota; Eurotiomycetes; Eurotiales; Aspergillaceae. Bases 179 to 715 code for a protein of 178 amino acids. The transcript has a single exon. The record is from RefSeq and is a predicted model, not a curated record.
GAUGGCACACGCUUGUCCGCUGCAAGCCAAUGCUGUGGCCCUGAAAUCCACCACACUAGCACAACAUGAGCACCACCAUUGUGAGAGGAGGCUGUGUUGGAUUGACUGGCUAAAUUAAAUGGUUGCAAGGCUUGGCUCCGGCAAAAUUGUUCAUUAAGAAGAGCCGGGAUGAAAGCGAAUGGGAACCGGCAGCGGUGGUUGUGCAUGUGUAUCUUGUGAGGGAGGCAUUCUGGAACUUCUGUACAGUAUCAGCAUGCCGGUCAGCAGACAGAACCAGGCCCUUGAUUGGGUGCAUGUAUACGCAACAAACGCCACAAUGCGCAGGUGGCCUGAGAGGUUUCGCGGGCCCUCGCCGGAAAUACCCUCUUUAGCACUUCCCCAUAACGGAUCGUGGGGGUUCAGUGGAAACCUCUGCUUCGAUAUCCCUCCGGUCCAAGCUCAAUAUGACGCAUACCGGCUGGUCCUGGUGAUCGUGCUGGGGCGGGCUGGUGGUUCUCGAUGCAGCAUGCUUUGCUUCAGAGCUGUUGCGUUCCCGCGGUGCAGAUCCAUUGAUGAUGAGUAUUACAUGGGGGGACCAGGGGCAUUGGCUAAAAACAUCGCUAAGGACAAAUCCGCGGUCGAAUCCAGGCUGUUCUAUCCAGGAAAGUGGCUUAAACGAAGAAAGACACCCGGGGUGUUGAAAAGAGCCAGAGAGUUGGGUGGCCGAUCAUGUUGAUAACAGUACGUCAUGGCCGUCUGUCCGCCACAGAGGGUUUGGAGAUGAUGAAGUCGAUUCACGAGCGAAGGGUACCUCCUCUGCCCGAAUCCAAUCGUCCGUCUUGGGGCAUUCCUUUCAGACCGGAUUCUUACCGGUGAAGGGGGCC